This is a messenger RNA of Cryptomeria japonica (Japanese cedar), 432 nucleotides long. RefSeq lists its product as uncharacterized. Gene Ontology annotation, molecular function: RNA-DNA hybrid ribonuclease activity; nucleic acid binding. NCBI's taxonomy places the organism in Eukaryota, Viridiplantae, Streptophyta, Pinopsida, Cupressales, Cupressaceae. The transcript is spliced from 2 exons. The record is from RefSeq and is a predicted model, not a curated record. The coding region runs from base 1 to 432 and encodes 143 amino acids.
AUGGGAACUAGUGGUGACAAAAAUAGAAAAGAAGAUGGAAUCAUGGAAAGGGGAAAUCCUGGAGUAGCAGGCAUAGGUUAUAUUGUCAAUGCAUGGAUUGGGGUUAUUUAUGCAAGUAUGGAAAAACCAAUCGAAGAGGCUACUAACAACAUGGUUGAGUUAAAGGUUGUUAUCGAAGGGUUAUUACUCUAUAAAGAAAUGGGGAUCAAGAAAUUGGCUAUAGAAGGGGACUUCAUGAUAGUCAUUAAUGCCUUGAGAACUAGCCAAUCUCAGAAUUGGAAGCUCAAUUCCAAACUAGGGAGAGCUCUGGACUUGUCGAAUCCUUUUGAGGAAGUUAUGAUUAAUCAUAUUUACAAGGAAGGAAAUUUAGAAGCUGAUAAUUUAGUCAAUCUUGGUGCGGAUGGAAACUGCAUUAAGGAUAUAGGGGGCUAG